AAGUGUUGUGAAUGACAGGACCCUGACAUCCAACAACAACCACCACCAGGGCUAAAAUCCUGAGGUUUUUAUAAAAAGGGAGAAAGGCGCGUGCACAGAGAGUGAAGCAGCUGCAGGGUUGUUGAGCUGUCAUUCCUGUGAGUUACAUUUUAACAACUUUAUAAUCUUCCUAAACCACGUGGGCAAGCUACCAGGGUUCAUGUGUGACAUAUACAGCCUGGACUCUCACUGCGUGUCUCCACGAUGCAACAUGAGUUGGGCAAUGGAGCCUGCUAACUUCUACGAGAGCACCAAGCUGGGCGCCCCGCAGCAGGGGGUCUGCAAGCCGGGCAGCCGAGGCGACGGCGCGGCCGAGGACGGCACCAUGGUGGAGCUGAGCACCGCCCCUGCCAUGUACGACGAUGAGAGCGCCAUCGACUUCAGCCAGUACAUCGAGUCCAUGACAGCCGUCCCAAACCUGGAGCUGUGCAACGACGAGCUCUUUCUCGACCUGUUCAACACCGUGAAGCAGGAGAAGUUGGAUUUCUACAACAUGCAGAGCCCCGCGCUGCCCCCCAGCAUGCAGCAGCAGCUGUCAGCCACAUACACGGCGGAAAGGAAGGCGGACAGCGGGAUGGAUAAAGCGGUGUUUGCUGCGCCUAUCAAGCAGGAAUCCGACUGGAGUGACAGCGACAUGUCCUCAUCCCUGCCUUCACAGAUCGAGAGCUGCGCUCAGACGUCCGUCAGCCUCACAACAGGGCAGCCGACUCCCCCCACCACCCCGGAGCCCGUCUCCAGCGCCAGUUCGGCCAAAUCCUCCCCACGGAAGCUCGGGAGAGAAAAGUCGAAGAGGGUGGACAAGUACAGCACGGAGUACCGACAGAGGCGAGAGAGGAAUAACAUUGCAGUGAGGAAAAGCAGGGACAAAGCAAAGAGGCGCAACAUGGACAUGCAGCACAAACUGCUUGAACUGAGCUCUGAAAACGACAAGCUUCACAAAACUGUCGAGCAGCUAACCAGAGAGCUCACAGGGCUCAGAGAUUUCUUCAAGCAGAUGCCCAACUCCAACUUUGCGGGCUCCACGAGUGCAGAGAGCCGGUGACAGAUUUAUUAUUCUAUGAACUAAGCUUUUAGGAGACAUACCUCAACAGACAUUUCGUUUUUACCAUCUGUACCAGAUGUAUUUUAAGCUUACCAUAAUGGCACUGGAAAAUAUAUGAUGUUGCUGCCAUAUUUUUGUGGGAUUUUCUCUGUAUUAAAUUAUUUUACCACUGCAUUUACAUGAUGUUAUACCUGACAUGGUACAUGUUUAUAAUUCCAAACUUUGUAUAAGAGCCAGAGCAUGAUCUUUUAUAUAGUUUGUAUGAAACCUUGAAAACAUUUUUGUUUAUGGAAUCUAUAAUAAAAUUGCUGAAAAGGUAAAGAAA
This is a messenger RNA of Centropristis striata (black sea bass), 1406 nucleotides long. RefSeq names its product CCAAT enhancer binding protein delta (gene cebpd). The record is from RefSeq and is a predicted model, not a curated record. Lineage: Eukaryota; Metazoa; Chordata; Actinopteri; Perciformes; Serranidae. Gene Ontology annotation, biological process: regulation of cell differentiation; DNA-templated transcription; regulation of transcription by RNA polymerase II. Gene Ontology annotation, molecular function: RNA polymerase II cis-regulatory region sequence-specific DNA binding; DNA-binding transcription factor activity, RNA polymerase II-specific. The transcript has a single exon. The coding region runs from base 200 to 1081 and encodes 293 amino acids.